Messenger RNA from Rhodotorula graminis WP1, 911 nucleotides. RefSeq lists its product as uncharacterized. Lineage: Eukaryota; Fungi; Basidiomycota; Microbotryomycetes; Sporidiobolales; Sporidiobolaceae. The transcript is spliced from 3 exons. Gene Ontology annotation, cellular component: NuA4 histone acetyltransferase complex. The record is from RefSeq and is a predicted model, not a curated record. Bases 1 to 564 code for a protein of 187 amino acids.
AUGCCAGAUCCUCCUCCAUCAACCACAGCCUCGCCCGCACCCGCCGCACCCGCCGCACCCGCCGCAACCACCACCUCGGCCGGCGCUGGACCGUCCCCGCUCGACUCGCUGUCGCCCACCGACCUGCGCAUAAAGCUCGAGCACGCCCGCAAGACCCUCAGGAACCAGCUCGACAAGAAGCGCAAGAUUGACCGCGACCUCGCCACCCUCGAGCAGUCGAUCUACGCCUUUGAAGGCUCGUACCUCUCGGACGCCCUCUUCUCCUCCUCCUCGUCCACCACGGGCGGCCCCAACGGCUCGUCGUCCACAACGGCCGCCCAGUUCGGCAACAUCAUCCGCGGGUACGACUCGUACCUCAAGGCGCCCUCGGGUGGCGGCAGCGACCGCCGCAAGAUGGGCGGCGGCGGCGGCGGCGGCGGUGGGCCCAACGACAAGGAGCGCAUGUUCAGCGCGAGCAGCGCGACGUACCACCGCUCGAUCGAGCUCCGAGCAGCAGAAGCCGCCGCGUCGGUCGAGCCCGAGAGCGACGACGACUCGGCGCGCACCAAGAAGCGGCGGCAUUGAGGCGUCCCCUCCCACAGACGUCUCGAGGUACGUCGGUGGGGCACAGGAGACGAGGGGCGAGGAGCGAGCGAGGGGCGCCUGUACCGGUCGAGGUGGCUCAGGUUGGGGUGUACGACGAGCUGUGCCGUGUUGUUAAGCUGAGCACAUUCUAGCCGAAGCUACAAGAGGUGCACCAGCGUGGGCCUCGUGAGGCCCCAGCACUCGGACCUUGUCCCGGUGCGAGAAGGACGGCGUCUCACCCUCCAGCCGACCACUUCCUCCUCCCCUCCUUCCACAGCGACAGCCCCAUCGCCACCAUGUUGCUGCCCGCCCCGUCGUCCCUCCCCUGAGCGCCUCGCACCUCGCGC